AAGAAAGUUAAGAGAAAUAGCCCUCUUCCUAAAGACCUGUGGCGGCAGCUCGCUGGAAAGACAUGGAGGGACCCGGGAACCUGGUUUUGUGCUUCAGCUGGUGGUGUCGCUGGAUUCCUCUCCGCUACAGAGAUGAACUCUGCCACAUAUUGUGUAUGACCGGACCUCUGCUUCUCUCCCGAAUCCUCAACUACCUGCUUCCAUUUGUGGUCACCAUGUUCUGUGGGCGCCUGGGCAACAAAGUCAUGGCAGGCUAUGGACUGGCUACAGCUACCAUCAAUGUCACGACUGCAGCCACCGGCUAUGGACUGGGUCUGGCGUGCGACACUCUGGUGUCUCAGACCUUCGGAGGAAAGAAUCUGAAGCGUGUCGGGGUGAUUCUUCAGCGCAGCAUCAUCAUCCUCUUACUGUUCUGCCUCCCCUGCUGGGGUCUGCUCCUCAACGCCCAGAACAUCCUGGUCUUCUUGGGUCAGGACGUAGAGGUGGCCGGAAUAGCUCAGCUCUACAUCACUGCCUAUCUUCCUGCCGUGCCCGCAACUUUUCUUCACCAUCUUCAGAUGUCAUACCUGCAGAAUCAGGGCAUCAUUCUUCCACAGCUGUACGCAGCAGCAGGUGCAAACAUCGCGAACGUGCUCAUCAACUACGCCUUGCUCCACUGGCUCGAACUGGGGGUGAGCGGCUCCGCAGCAGCGAACACACUAGCCCAGAUCUGCGUCUGCGUUUUCCUCUUCGCUUACAUCUGGUGGAAACAGCUUCACGUGAAAACCUGGGGAGGGUGGUCGAUGGAGUCGCUGCAGGAGUGGGGGUCCUUCAUGAAGCUGGCUCUUCCCAGCUCACUGAUGAAGUGUUUCGAGUGGUGGGUCUACGAGUUUGGGGGAUUCUUCGCAGGGAUGCUGAGUGAAGAUGAGCUGGCCGCUCAGCACGCUGUCAUGAUGGUGUCCUUCAUCACCUACAUGUUCCCUGUCGGCGUUCAGGCUGCAGCCUGUGCCCGUGUUGGAAACGCUCUGGGAGCGGGGGACACGGCCAGAGCCAUACUGACAUGCAAGGUGUCGUUCGCAGUCGCAGGCGGCUUUGCACUCAUAGAAGGUGUUGUCCUGGGGUCCACCAAAUCUGUGAUUGGCUUCAUCUUCACCUCGGACAAAACAGUCAUCGGUUUGGUGUCCAACCUGAUGAAUGUCUACUGCUUCCUCCAGUUCUUCGACGGUCUUGUGGUACGUGACGCAUUCACAGAAACCACAACCUUCUCACAGCAUGAUCCAACACUCUUCCCACAGUGUGUGUGCACGGGAAUCUUCCUGGGCACCGGGAGGCAGAGGAUCCCUGCAGUGGCCAACUUCAUCGGCUACUACUGCAUCGGACUCACCCUGUGUGUCACCUUUGUGUUUGUGGCCAAACUCAGAAUCUUAGGCUUUUGGCUCGGCCUUCUAAUUUGUGUCAUUUUGCAGUCGACCUUCUACAUCACCGUCAUCUUCAACUUGAACUGGCGGAAAAUGACUGAGGAGGCAGUGGAACGUGCUCUGAAAAAUGCAGAGUUGACAUUGUUUCAAACGUCCAUCAAGUCCAGUGAAAACUUAGAACUGACUGGGAGCUGUGACAAUGCGGGGGACGACUACAUCUCUGUACCUCCUGCAGCCUGUGACACACGUCUGAUCCAGAAGAAGACUCUCUCCAGUGCUCAGCUGUUCCUGCGUCGAGGUCUGACCAUGUUUGUGGCGGUUUCUCUUCUACUUAUCGGGGCGAGUGUGCACAUUCUAGUCCCGGUGCCUUCAGUCACCAACGGCACCACAGACUGGAGUGUCACCGUCAACACAUCCCUUCAAGGAACCGCGCUCCCGGAUGGUCGUCUAAACUCCUUUUAAUGUUGUAUUUAAAUGGUUUUCACAAAGCUGUGCAUUCAUGUGUGAAUCAAAUAUAAGCAUUC
Molecule: messenger RNA, 1921 nt
Organism: Synchiropus splendidus (mandarinfish)
Lineage: Eukaryota; Metazoa; Chordata; Actinopteri; Syngnathiformes; Callionymidae
Product: multidrug and toxin extrusion protein 1-like
Exons: 16
Coding region: 63-1859 (598 amino acids)
Biological process (GO): xenobiotic detoxification by transmembrane export across the plasma membrane
Cellular component (GO): membrane
Molecular function (GO): xenobiotic transmembrane transporter activity; antiporter activity
Source: RefSeq, a predicted model, not a curated record